AAGAUUAACGUUUCAAGAUGUCUGCUCCACGAUUACCACCACUUCCAACCAUACGAGAGAUACUGAAGUUGUACCACUUGAGUGCCAUAAAACGUUUGUCCCAAAAUUUCCUUCUGGACCAGAAUAUAACCGACAAAAUUGCAACGAAAGCGGGCAACCUCGCCGGGGGUCAAGUGCUGGAGGUCGGUCCCGGCCCGGGUGCGUUAACUCGAUCCAUCUUGAGAAAGGUCCCCGAGCGAUUGGUGGUUGUGGAGAAGGAUCGGCGGUUCAAACCGAUUUUAGAGAUGCUGACGGACUCGUUCGGCGCGAUUAACGGGAAGAUGGAUGUAAUAUACGACGAUAUCCUGAAAACGAAUAUGGAGAGUCUGUUCCCGCCGGAGAAGAAGUUGAAUUGGAACGAUAAGCCUCCAGAUGUCUUUCUCAUAGGCAAUUUACCGUUCAGUCUAUCGACGCAUCUUAUAAUCAAGUGGCUGCACGCGAUAGCCGAGCGACGUGGGCCAUGGGCGUUCGGCCGAACGAAAAUGACGUUGACGUUCCAAAAGGAGGUGGCGGAACGUUUGGUGGCCCCACCGAUGGGACCCCAACGAUGCAGGCUGUCAGUAAUGGCGCAAACCUGGACGUAUCCGGUACUUCGUUUCAUCAUACCCGGCAAAGCUUUCGUUCCAAAACCAGACGUCGACGUGGGAGUGGUGUCGUUCACGCCGUUGGUCACACCGCGCACGCAACACGAUUUUAAAUACUUCGAAAUGGUAACGAGGCACAUAUUCAGUUUCAGGCAGAAGUACAGCAUACGAUGCGUCGAGACUCUGUUUCCGCUGGAGCGCCGCGAAGAUUUGGGUUUGUUGAUGUACAAAUUGGCCGACUUGGAUCCGAGGAUCAGGCCGACGCAACUCACCGUGGCGGAUAUCGACAGGCUUGCGACCGCUUACAAGUAUCUGCUGGAGAAACAUCCGGAGCUUCAGUUGUACAAGUACCGCACGUCCCGGCACUUACUACCGUUGACAAAUACGAGAAAUGUCGUGGUAGAGGACUGCGCGGACAUGUUGGAGGAAACGAGCGUCUGACACGGGGGACGAUUUAUUACUCUUUGACAAAAAAAAAGGAAUGCAUCAAAUCUCAGUUUUAUUAAAUCGCAGGUUGUAAUGCAGCAGAUUAAUUCGUUACAAUUGAAUUUCAGUUAGAAACUGUGUGAGGGAAACCUGUAAAUAUACAUUUAUAUAUACAUACACAGUAUGGCUUAAUUCUUAAAUAAAAAUAUAGUACAAUGUA
This is a messenger RNA of Wasmannia auropunctata (little fire ant), 1269 nucleotides long. It is a transcript of the gene mtTFB1, whose product is annotated as dimethyladenosine transferase 1, mitochondrial. Gene Ontology annotation, cellular component: mitochondrial matrix. Gene Ontology annotation, molecular function: mitochondrial transcription factor activity; rRNA (adenine-N6,N6-)-dimethyltransferase activity. The record is from RefSeq and is a predicted model, not a curated record. Lineage: Eukaryota; Metazoa; Arthropoda; Insecta; Hymenoptera; Formicidae. Gene Ontology annotation, biological process: rRNA methylation; transcription initiation at mitochondrial promoter. The transcript is spliced from 3 exons. The coding region runs from base 18 to 1064 and encodes 348 amino acids.